Messenger RNA from Mytilinidion resinicola, 1850 nucleotides. Its product is annotated as FAD/NAD(P)-binding domain-containing protein. Lineage: Eukaryota; Fungi; Ascomycota; Dothideomycetes; Mytilinidiales; Mytilinidiaceae. Gene Ontology annotation, molecular function: oxidoreductase activity, acting on CH-OH group of donors; flavin adenine dinucleotide binding. The record is from RefSeq and is a predicted model, not a curated record. Bases 153 to 1850 code for a protein of 565 amino acids. The transcript is spliced from 5 exons.
ACUUCAUCCAAGUCAGGAUCGUUAUCCUUCCUAUUGGUAGUCUACACAGCCUGUCCUAGCCUCGUGUUGGCUGAUGGCAAAUAUGUGAAUGCCACCCUCUCGCAUAUCUUGUCUGAAAUCCGCAGAAGUCCAAUCGGAAUGGGUUCGCCGUCAUGUAUUUCAACUACCUCCUGGUCGCUGGCGCACUUUCCACUCUACGGUAUCUCCCAAGGGCAGCAACAUCGUCCAUCUCGAAUACCACAUGGGAUUACAUAGUAGUUGGCGGUGGCGCCUCUGGUAUCCCUCUUGCGGACAAACUCUCCGAAAGUGGUAAAAGCGUCCUGCUCCUUGAGCGAGGCUUUGCAUCCUCCUACCGCUGGGGUGGAAAGCUCCGGCCAAAAUGGCUUGAAGGCAGCAAUCUCACGCGCUUCGACGUACCGGCAUUGUACCAGUACAUAUGGGCGAACCCUACCGAAGCGGCAGGCGCCAACGUACUCUGCUCAGACUACGUAGCAACCGCCAGUUGCGUCCUUGGAGGCGGCACGGCUAUCAACGCAGGCUUGUGGUGGAAGCCUGGAAGUGGUGACUGGGACACCAUCAUACCCGCUGGCUGGAAAUCUGCCAAGAUGAGAGCACCGACCGAGGAGGUGUUCGCUCGUCUCCCAGGGACAGAGAGACCAUCGUCGGACGGGGGAUUGUAUCUGCAGAAAGGCGCAGAUAUCCUCAAGAAAGCACUUACAUCCGCGGACCCACCGUAUGAGCUUAAAAAGGCGAACGACUUCCCAAACUCCAAGGACCGCACUGUUUCGAACGCUGAGCACUUCUUUAUGCAUGGCGAGAGAGGCGGAGUAAUGGAGACCUUCCUAGUGAGCGCUAGUGAACGAGAGAACUUCAAGCUACAGCUAGACACAACCGUCAAUCGUGUCAUUCGACAAGGCAAGAAAAUCACUGGGGUCCAAGUCGCAACCUCGGGCUGGUCAGGAACCAUCAACGUCACGCCCAAUACCGGCGAAGUCAUCCUCUCCACUGGCGUCUUCGGCACCAGCAAGAUACUCUUCCGCAGUGGGAGCCCAGACGGCGUCAACAUGGUCGACGAGGCUGACUGGAUCGACCUCCCCGUCGGCCACAACCUCGACGAUAACCCCAGCAUCUACGGCAUCAUCAUAGCCCUAGACGUCGACACCUACGACUACGUCGGCGCUUUCGACACGCCCGUUCCAGAAGACGCCGCGGAGUAUCUCACCAAUCGCUCAGCCCCCCUUGCCCAAAUCGAACCUCCCUUGAAUCCCUUCUGGUGGGACAGCGUCACUGGCACGGACGGCAUAGCGCGGGAAAUCCAGUGGUCUACUAUCAGCGGCCAAUUGAACGGCACGACCGGUAUGGUGCUCACUGCCUCGCUGGGGCGCAGCAAGACGUCUCGUGGCCGUCUUGGGCUUUCUCUCGACCCCUCUACUCCUUUGACCGUUAAUGUGACGCAAGUCCCCUACUUCAAUGACGACUCCGGCGCUGACUUCACGGCCGUCGUCUCCUCCUUCGAGAAUGCUCUUAAGAUCGUGGGAGGGAUACCGAACGUGAUAGUCGUGAUGCUCGCGGAGGGGCAAAAUGUCGCGGAGUACCUGCAGGAGAACUUCCCGCCGAAUAUGGCGCUGAACUCGAAUCAUUGGGUUGGAAGUACGAAGAUGGGGGAGCAGUGCCGCAAGGGUGUUGUUGUGGAUGGUGAGACGAGGGUUUGUGGGGUUGAGGGCUUACAUAUUGUGGAUGCCGGGAUUGUUGGGGGUGUUCCGGCGGCGAAUCUGCAGGGGGUGUUUGUGGCUGUGGCGGUGAGGGCUGGGGAGAGGAUUCUGAAGUUGGAUGGGGGGUAUGGGGGGUGA